CCUAAUACAAUUGACUAUUAGUUUAUUAUGGUUUCAUGAUUUAUUUAUUAUUGAAAAUGUCAUACUGACAUAUGUGCUCACUCUGUGAAAUGAUGGCUGCUAUUUGAUAUUACAGAGAAACUUCUUUGUGAAAUGAUGGCUAGAGGUCUAUUAUAAGAGUAAAACAAGGAUCACAUGGAGUAUCUUUGCUUGAUGAAAAAUUUGGAAGGUUGGCUUUGUAGUUAAAACCCUGAACCUUGGCCUGAAUGAUAUUUGAUACAUCAACUAUUAGUAAGGUAAUACUGGUGAAUUGUGAAUUUAUUGAUUGAACUCUUGCAAUAAUCUUCCAACAGAGUUCUCUUUCAAAGGAGUUACAAAAGAAUUUAGAAAAAUGAAGUUCUGUUAUAAUGGAGUUAUGAAAGAACUUGAGUAACUGAGGUUAACUGCUGAUCACCACUUAGAGGGGCUGCUGCGUUUCUUAAACAUUCAACUACGAAAUACAGCUCAUAUCUAAACUAAGCUAAUGUGCAUUUAUAUAUUGUGCAUUUAUAUAUUUAUUUUUUUGUUUGGUUGCAUGCUUUCCGAUCUCCUUCCCUUCCUUUCUGUGGUAGCGAGAGUCGGUAUUAGACCAAAUUUUGUGGCUUAAAAUCGAAUAAAGUUAAAAUUGACUAAUUUAUUUAAUUUUUUUCGGUUACAAAGCUAAUUAAAAUAAAAACCUAAUUUUAAUAUGAAAUACAUGCUACAAAUCAAAAACUAAUUUUAAAUUUAGGAAAAAAACCUGUCAAGGGUAAUCUAGUUGAUUAACUAGAUAUAAGACGAAUAAUAUUAAAAUCAAUAAAAAAACAUCCCUAAAUUAAAUCCUAGCCCUUCCUCUCACAAAGCACAAUGGAUAAAAAACAUUUCUUAAAUAGAAUUUUUAACCUCCCUAUAUUGACCGUAUUUGGAUUUUAACUUUAUUUAAAAAUCUGAAAUUUUAGCAGCCUAUUUUACAAUCUUCAUGAUAUUUGCCCCUACCAUAUUUGUGUUUGUUUUUUUAAAGUAAGGAUAUUUGGUGUCCAAAUUAUAUUCCAAUCAUGGGUUGGUAUUUAUGGGCUACCGCAAGAAUAUUGGAGGCUACACACUUUGUUUGAAAUAGCUGCAGGGGUAGGCACACCUCUUAUGCUGGAUGAGGCAAAACAGUAUUGCCAAAGUCGUGUUUGCUUCCGACCAAUGCUUUGCUUUGGAAAUUGAAUUUUCUCAAUCAAGGGUCUAUGUAGCAGCAGUGUAUGCUAGCACUGCUUAUCUGGUUCGUAGGACACUUUGGGCAGACUUGACGAGAUUACAAGCUUUGUUCGUUGGGCCUUGGCUGUUUGUCGGCGACUUUAAUGCCGUACUAGGGGCACAUGAGAAACGGGGAAAGACGUUACCUCCUAAGAUUUCCUGUGAUGAUUUUUUACAGUGGACUAUUGCUAAUCAAUUGUCUCAUUUAAAUACAAUUGGGGUGCACUUUACUUGGUCUAAUGGUAGAGUUGGAGAUAAUUUUGUGGCGUUGUGUCUCGACAGGGCCAUUUGCAAUCACGCGUGGCUAAACCAAUGGCAAUCAAUAUAUUGUUAUGCUCUUUAUAAGCACAGCUCUGACCAUCAUCCUUUAGUCAUUAGCCACAGCGCUUCAGAUUUUCAUCAUGCGAUGCCAUUCCGUUUUUUCAAGGUUUGGACAGCACACUCAGAUUGUGAACGACUUGUUAAGGAGGUUUGGGAGAAACAAGUUUUUGGUAACCCUAUGGCUUGUCUUCAAUUGAAGCUGAAAAGAUUAAAAGGGGUACUUAGAGUUUGGAACAAAAAUGUAUUUGGUAACGUGGAUUCUAAUGUGCAGCUGGCUGUUGACGAGGUUAUGCGGAUACAAAGCAUGAUUGAUAGCAACGGUAUAACUGAUGAGGUGCAGCAAAUGGAUUGUCAAGCUAAGUUGAUACUUUCGAAAGCCCUAUUGGAUCAAGACCAGUUCUGGAGGGAGAAAGCACCUAUGCAGCAGUUCUUGUAGGGAGAUAGAAAUACGUUAUAUUUUCAUCACGUGGCCAAAAUCAAAGCAAUAACCAAGAAAAUUCAUGUGGAUGGAUACGCGAGAUACUACAGUCGGCUCGACUGUCCAUUCUUAUUAAUGGCAAGGCUGUUGGCUAUUUUGGAUGCACCCGAGGAGUCCGACAGGGGGAUCCACUUUCUCCCUUAUUAUUUUGCAUCGUGGAAGUUCUUAGCAGAAGUUUACUUAAAGCUUUGGAGUAGGGUAGAUUGUGGCCUAUGUCUCUUUGUAGAAGGGUGCAUAUUCCAUCCCAUGUUCUUUAGGCUGGAAGUUGAUGACCAGUAGUGAUCAAUGGGCUGUGAUGUGUCGAGCUCUCUUUUUGCGACAUGGUAAACCAGCUAGCUCUUUGUUCCACUCUUCUAUUUGGCAUGGCAUCAAAUUGCAUUUUACUGAUGUCUUGAGUAGUUCAAGAUGGUUGAUUGGCAAAGGGGACACUAUUUCAUUCUGGAAAGAUAAUUGGUUAGGUUCCUCACUAGUGGGUUUAUUGAACAUUCCGUUACAUAUUCAUAAGUCGUUAACAUCCUCGGUAGCGGAUAUGAUCGUGGAAGGUUCUUGGAUUAUCCCGAGCUGCAUUGCUGAACUGGAUACUGAUGUUGUUGAAUGUAUCCAUGCUGUGGUGACUCCUAAAAUCCCUCUCCAAGACAGGCUUGUAUGGACUGCUUCAAAGGAUGGUUGCCUCACAUAAAAAAUUACUUACAAUUUCCUUUUUUCUCCUUCUGCUACACGGGACUGGACUGCAUUCAUUGGCAUAAUUUUGUACCUCCUGCAAAUUCAUUUGUGGUUUGGCGAUGUUUUCAAGGGAAGAUGCCAACAGACGUAAACUUGAUCCAACGUGGAUGCACAAUGGUUACAGUUUGUGUUUUAUGCAUGGCAGAUAGCGAAACUACACCACAUCUGUUUCUUCAAUGUUCAUUUGCAGUGGAGUUAUUGAAUUGGUUGGGUGGGAUGUUUCUUAUUCAAUUUAAUAGGAUUGAUGUUAAUGCUAUUUUUCAAAGUUGUAAUCCUGGUUGGUGUGCACAAGUAAAGGAUAUGGCUUAAUUGGCGGCGAUAAUACAUACUUUUCACACAAUUUGGAUGGCGCGGAAUGGAAUACGCUUUAAUAAUGCAAAGGUUUCUAUUCACUCCGCCAAGAUGAAGAUUCAUAUGCUCAUUAUACCCAGCGCUGCCAUUACAAAGAGUGUGGCGUCUAGCUCCAUGAGAAUUCUGCAUAAUUUGCAAGUUCCAGUGCAGCAGCCUCUAUUACCGAAGUCCACAUUGGGUUUUAUGGCAAACACGCCUAUUUUUUGGACUAAAGUACACACGGAUGGAUCAUUUACGCAAAGUUCGUCAGCUUGUGGUGGUAUCUUUCGUAAUCAUCACGCCAAUUAAUUUAUGGUUAGAAAGUGACUCUAAGACAACUUUAGGAGCCUUCUCUAAUCAUGACAUAGUACCGUGGGAUUUGAGAAAUCGUUGGACUAAUUGUUUCUCCUUGGGCCUUAAUGUGAGAAAUUCACAUAUUUUUCGGGAAGGUAAUGCUUGUGUAGAAAAACUUGCCAAUGAAGGUCAUGUUGUUGCCACUUAUACGUGGUGCGAGUCUGUUCCUAGAUGUAUUAGAGACGAGUUCCUUCGUGAUAAACUUGGGUUACCUACUUACCGAGUUACAUAGUUUUUUUUUUGUUUGUCUUGCUUUCUUGGGGCAAGGUCCA
Messenger RNA from Trifolium pratense (red clover), 3717 nucleotides. RefSeq lists its product as uncharacterized. The record is from RefSeq and is a predicted model, not a curated record. The coding region runs from base 1145 to 1996 and encodes 283 amino acids. The transcript is spliced from 2 exons. Lineage: Eukaryota; Viridiplantae; Streptophyta; Magnoliopsida; Fabales; Fabaceae.